This is a messenger RNA of Hemibagrus wyckioides, 2036 nucleotides long. RefSeq names its product coagulation factor II (thrombin) (gene f2). Gene Ontology annotation, cellular component: extracellular region. The transcript is spliced from 14 exons. Lineage: Eukaryota; Metazoa; Chordata; Actinopteri; Siluriformes; Bagridae. Gene Ontology annotation, molecular function: serine-type endopeptidase activity; calcium ion binding. The coding region runs from base 114 to 1970 and encodes 618 amino acids. The record is from RefSeq and is a predicted model, not a curated record. Gene Ontology annotation, biological process: platelet activation; proteolysis; positive regulation of blood coagulation.
UUCAAUAUUAACUCGAGCAGCAGGAGGAGGAUUUCUGGGAUUUGUUAGCAGUCUUCCAGCUCUGUGUGAUGUUCCAGGGCUUUUCAGGAUUGUAGCCUUUGCCACUGUAAAGAAUGGGAGCAGUACCAGCACCUCUGCUUCUUACACUUCUAUUCAGCCAAGUGUUCCAGCUUACACUCUGCUAUGAAGUUUUUCUCGAAGAGAAGAGGGCUUCUCAGGUUAUCCGUGCAAAGAGAGCAAACACACCUUUUGAGGAGCUAAAGAAAGGGAAUCUGGAAAGGGAAUGUAUGGAGGAGAUCUGUGACCAUGAGGAAGCUCGAGAGGUGUUUGAGGCCAAUGAUAAAACGGCUGCAUUUUGGACCACGUACUUAGCUUGUUCUGGCAACACGGUACAGCGGAAUGUGGAUACUGUCCGAGGAAUUCGAACUUGUGUAGAUCAGAAGGGUCGCUGCUACAUUAAUACUGGGGAACACUACAGAGGUAAUGUCAAUAUCACUGUCUCAGGAAAGCCAUGCCAGUACUGGAAAAGCAACUUCCCUCACAGAAUCACCGAGUUCAAUACAACAGUGCUGAACCUGCCAGAGAAUUUCUGCAGGAAUCCAGAUAAGAGAGACAGUGGACCAUGGUGCUUCACCAGUGACCCCACUGUCAGGACAGAGAAAUGUGCAGUAGCAAAAUGUGGUGAGAAGUUACCACCCACUGUCCACCCAGUCCAAGAAAAGGAGGUGAAAGAUCGCUACCAUCAAGACAACUGUAUACAGGGCACUGGGGAGAGCUACACUGGAACACUGUCAGUGACCUUGGGUGGCCACACCUGCCUGGACUGGAACCUUCCCAAAGUGAAAGCUUUGAGUGUGGGUAAAGGUUUCAAUUCAGAGGUCAUUCUAUUGAAAAACUACUGCAGGAACCCGGAUGGUGAUAUGGAGGGACCAUGGUGCUACGUGAAGAAGGCGGAAAACAUCACCAUAGAUUACUGUGAUUUGGAGCUCUGUGAUGCUCCUUUAGAUGGGGAGGUAGAUGGUGGUAUUCAACAAAGAACCGUUGGAGCCAAAAGGGACACUUUCUUUGACCCUACCAGCUUUGGCCAGGGGGAACUGGAAUGUGGCGAGCGACCCCUGUUUGAGAAAGAAAACAAACAAGAUGCAACAGAAAAGGAGCUCAUCGAAUCCUAUCAAAAACGAAUUGUACACGGAGAGACUGCUGAAGUAGGAAGUGCACCAUGGCAAGUGAUGCUGUAUAAGCGUAAUCCUCAAGAGCUGCUGUGUGGAGCCAGUUUGAUCAGCGAUGUGUGGAUCCUCACCGCUGCCCACUGCAUCCUCUACCCACCAUGGGGGAAAAACUUCACUGUUGAUGACAUUCUUGUGCGACUUGGAAAAUAUGAGCGGGCCAAGUAUGAAAAAGGUACAGAGAAGAUUGUGGCUAUUGAUGAGAUCAUUGUCCAUCCUAAGUAUAACUGGAAAGAGAAUCUGAACAGAGACAUUGCUCUGCUGCAUAUGAAGAAACCUGUCGCCUUCACCAAACAAAUCCACCCCAUCUGUCUUCCCACCAAGCAGAUUGUAAACACUUUGAUGUCAGUCGGCUACAAGGGUCGUGUGACAGGCUGGGGGAACCUGAAAGAGGCAUGGACAUCCAACCCUCAAAACCUUCCAGCAAAGCUGCAGCAGGUCCACUUGCCCAUCGUGGACCAAGAAACCUGCCGCAAAUCCACCUCCAUCCGCAUUACGGACAACAUGUUCUGCGCAGGUUAUAAACCUGAAGAUAAAAAAAGAGGCGAUUCCUGUGAAGGAGAUAGUGGUGGACCUUUUGUGAUGAAGAAUACUGAUGAUAAGCGCUGGUACCAGAUUGGCAUCGUUUCAUGGGGUGAAGGCUGCGACCGGGAUGGGAAAUACGGAUUUUACACUCAUUUGUUCCGUAUGCGCCGCUGGAUGAGGAAGGUCAUCGAGAAAUCAGAUUCUACUGAUGAUGACUGAUGUUCUUAUGAUAAUAAUGAGAGCUUGUUGUGUUCUGCAAGUAAAAUGUGAUUAUUUUCAGUGUUA